AAAAAUUUUUAUUGUUAUUAACUUUUUCAUUAAAAAUAUAAAAGUAAUUAAACAAAAUAAUGAUAGAAUAGAUUAAUUAAUUUAGAAAUAUAUAAGAUUUUAUAAGCUCUUCUCUCUAAUCUCACAUCCAUCUUGAAUUGUAUCUAAGUGAUAAUAAAAUAAGCGAAUAGGAUGCAUCAAGUUUAGGGUUAGCUUUAGCAAACUGCAUUAAUCUAUCAACAUUAACAGCAUACCUAGACUAAAAUUAAUUUGGCAGUAUGGGAGUAUCAAAUUUGAGUUUUGGGUUAGCAAAAUGCCAAAAUCUCACUUCUUUAAUAAUCUACUUCAAUGGCAAUAUGAUCGAUCAAUAGGUUGCUUUAGAAUUAGGCUCUGCUAUAGCCAAGUGUUACAACCUUUAAAAGUUAUCUCUUUACCUUAGCAAAACUAUGAAGGAUGGUUCUUCACCAAUGUUAUGUUCUGCUUUAGUAAAUUGCACUUAACUGUCAACAUUAACAUUAAAUCUCGAUCAUAAUCAGAUAAACAAUUAUGAAAGUAAAGUUUUAGGAUCUGCAUUUGAAAAUUUUAGAUAACUCUAAAACUUGACACUCUUCUUAUAAGGUAAUAAUAUUAUGGGUUAGGGUGCCUUAUCAAUAGGUCUUGGCUUAAAAAAUUGUCAAAAACUCUAAAAUCUAACACUCUACUUAAAUCAUAAUGAAAUCGAUAAUUAAGGUGCUUAAGACUUAUUUGCUUCUAUAAAGAGCUACAAUAAUCUUUUUACUUUGAAACUUGGUAUCAUGUGGAAUUAGAUUGAACAAGCAACAAAAUAGUAAUUAGAAAAAAAAUUACUAAAGGCAAAAAGAUUAGUUAUAAAAUAGAUUUAACUUUGA
Messenger RNA from Tetrahymena thermophila SB210, 866 nucleotides. RefSeq lists its product as hypothetical. Gene Ontology annotation, molecular function: GTPase activator activity; small GTPase binding. Lineage: Eukaryota; Ciliophora; Oligohymenophorea; Hymenostomatida; Tetrahymenidae. The record is from RefSeq and is a predicted model, not a curated record. Gene Ontology annotation, biological process: activation of GTPase activity; nucleocytoplasmic transport. Gene Ontology annotation, cellular component: nucleus; perinuclear region of cytoplasm; cytosol. The transcript is spliced from 10 exons.